Messenger RNA from Hordeum vulgare subsp. vulgare (domesticated barley), 984 nucleotides. Its product is annotated as fasciclin-like arabinogalactan protein 7. The transcript has a single exon. The coding region runs from base 68 to 835 and encodes 255 amino acids. Lineage: Eukaryota; Viridiplantae; Streptophyta; Magnoliopsida; Poales; Poaceae. The record is from RefSeq and is a predicted model, not a curated record.
GCCUCGAUCGAUCAGGUGCAAUUCUUUAGCAAGUCCUGCAACACACACGACCUCCAGUUUUGCAGAAAUGGAGCUCAAGGCGGCUGCUCUCGUCAGCGCAUUGCUUUGCCUGGCGCUCUCCCGCGGCGCGCUGUCCCAGAGGGCACGGGCGCCGAUCGUCGAGACCCCGGCGCCGGCGCCGGCCCCGCGCCACGUCGAGCUCGCCGAGCUGCUCUCCCUAGCCGGGCCUUACGGAAAGUUCCUGGAGUACCUCACCAAGACCGACGUGAUCAAGACGUUUCAGAGCCAGGCCAACGACACCAAGCAGGGCAUCACCGUGUUCGCGCCUCAAGACUCGGCGUUCGCCGCCCUCAACGAGACCGUGCUGUCCAACCUCACCGCCGACCAGCUCCGGUCGCUCAUGCUGCACCACGCCAUGCCCAGGUACUACCAGCUCUCGGCCUUCUCCGCGCUGGCGGCGGCGAGCCCGGUGUCCAUGUUCGCGUACAAGGUUAACGUCACCUACGCCGCCGGCACGAUCGGCGUCGUGUCGGGCUGGGCCACCGCCAAGCUCGCCAGCAGCGUGUACUCGACGUCGCCCGUCGCGGUGUACGCGCUCAACAGGGUGCUGCUGCCCAAGGAGAUCUUCCCGGCCGCUCCGGAGAUGGCGCCCGUGCCUGCGCCGGCGCCGGCGCCGGGACGUGGGGGCAAGGCGAUGGCCGACGCGCCGGGCGCCAGCGAGCGUGCUGCCAGUGACAAUGCGGGCGCCAAGAGUUCGUCGUGCCGGGUCGUCGGCGCAGGGAGCCUUGUGCUUGGCUACGUGGUUCUGGUGGUCUCCGGGUUUUUGAUGGUGUAGUCUGAUAAUUCUGUACAUGCAUUGGCACGAACCAUGAUUUUUUUUUUAUUCCCUUCCGGAAAGUGUUACCAAAUUCGUUUAUUCCGCCGAAAUGGUGUACAACAUAAUGUAAACGGUGCACAUCGUAAUGUAUGCACUGCUUGUAUGUA